CAUGAGACUCUCUGAGAACAAGGAUCACACAUGGAGCUGGAGUACUAUGGAUGUCGUUACCUCCAACUGGAAAGAUAUACUGAUUGUGGCUGUGUAUCUCCUGCUGGUCUUGUACAUUGGUCUACGGGCUUUAUCAAGAGAUCGGUCAACAAUAAAAGGCUUCUUCCUUGCUGGCCAAAAUCUAGUAUGGGGGCUGAUAGGUGGUUCUCUUUUUGCUGCAAAUAUUGGCAGUAGCCACUUUAUUGGCCUGGCAGGGAUAGGAGCAUCUUCAGGGAUAGCCAUUGGGGCCUUCGAAUGGAAUGUUUCUGUCCAGCGGAGCCUGGCCGGGAAGAACAAAUCUCACAUGAGAGUUGGCUUCAUUAUGUACGGGUACCUGAAGCUGUUGCCCAUGUUCCUCAUGGUGAUACCAGGAAUGAUCAGCCGCACUUUUUACCCAGACCAAGUGGCCUGUGUUGUACCUUCAGAAUGUGAAAAGUACUGCGGUGCUCAAAGCAGUUGUUACCCUGUCGCUUAUCCAAGGCUGGUGGUAUCGCUACUACCUAUUGGCCUACAGGGAGUGAUGUUGUCCACAGUAUGCGCCGCCAUCAUUUCCUCCCUGACUUCCGCUUUCAACAGCAUCAGUGCCCUGUUCACAAUGAACAUCUAUGCCUGGAUGCGGCCUAAGGCCUCCGAAAACGAACUCAUGAUAACAGCAAGGUUUUUUAUUAUAACCUUACUUGCCACCACCAUUGUUUGGAUCCCUAUUAUAGAAACAUCUCUCAGUGAAAAAUUAUUUGAACAUACGCUACUGAUAAAGAGCUGCCUGACGCCGCCCAUUACUGCCCUCUUCAUACUCGCUGUGUUUUCCAGGAGAAUCAAUGAGGAGGGCGCCUUCUGGGGGCUGACUUUCGGGAUUAUGAUUGGUUUAUUUCGACUGCUGCCUGAGCUUAUCUACAGACACAGGACCUGCGAGGACGAGAAGUGCCUCAUGCCCCUGUGCAGCAUGCACUACCUCUAUUUUAGCAUGCCCCUCCUCCUGGUCAGCCUCCUCAGCAUGCUGGGGAUCUCCUUCUUCAGAGACCCAAUUCCAGACAAACAUCUCCACAGGCUCUGCUGGAGCUUGCGAAAGAGCCGAGAGGAGAGGAUCGAUCUGGACAGGGACAGAACAUGGAAGAGACUGCCAAGAUUCCAGGCCACACCAGCUAUGUUUGGGGAUUCCAAAAGUUACUUCUGGGAGGGCUUUCAACUCUAUUUUGGCCUGGAGCCGCACAUGAACUCCAAGGUAGCUCCUGCAAAGACCACCAAGGAGACAAAUGCAACUAGGAAGAGGAAAUAUAGUGAUUCUCUAGAAGAUGCUAAGGUCUCGAGCUCCAGAGAGUCAUCCAUAAAAAUGGAAGUAAGUAAGGAAAAGGUGGGGCAAGGUGACACACUAGAAGGUGCGGACAUCCUGGCUCAAGGACAGCUAUCCGCAAAGAUGAAGGCAUCCACAGAGACGAUGGAAGAUAAAAAGGGGAGUGAUAUGUUGGACAGGCCCUACUGGAAGAAGGUGAUCAGUUCCAGUGGGACCAUCCUGAUCACACUCGUGGUCCUUGGUCACAUCUACUUUGCCUGAAGCAGCUCAAGCCUGAGGUGUCUUGAGGGCCCCAAGGCUGCUGCCUCUCCCAGACUUCCAUCAAGAAAAGAGAAGAAGUGUUUCCUCCUAGGAGACCCAAGAAUAUGGGGUCAACACUUAUAGCACUGAAAAUGUCCCCUCAGUGUCAUAUAUCAAAUGCCACCAGCCACAGGGGUAUGGAUUUUGUGGAAUUCUUAU
Molecule: messenger RNA, 1789 nt
Organism: Octodon degus (degu)
Lineage: Eukaryota; Metazoa; Chordata; Mammalia; Rodentia; Octodontidae
Product: sodium/glucose cotransporter 1-like
Exons: 10
Coding region: 2-1591 (529 amino acids)
Biological process (GO): transmembrane transport; sodium ion transport
Cellular component (GO): plasma membrane
Molecular function (GO): D-glucose:sodium symporter activity
Source: RefSeq, a predicted model, not a curated record